This is a messenger RNA of Salpingoeca rosetta, 2017 nucleotides long. RefSeq lists its product as uncharacterized. Gene Ontology annotation, biological process: transmembrane transport. The transcript has 20 exons. Lineage: Eukaryota; Choanoflagellata; Craspedida; Salpingoecidae. Bases 131 to 2017 code for a protein of 628 amino acids. Gene Ontology annotation, molecular function: transmembrane transporter activity. The record is from RefSeq and is a predicted model, not a curated record.
UUUUUGGUUUGCGUGUGUGGCGAGAGGACAGCCGUGUGUUGUGUCGCGUGCACGAACAUCAGUGAGGGCAUUGCGACAUCAGAUCACAUCAUCACAUCACCUGCUGCUGGUGUUUAGUGGGUUUGUGAGCAUGGCAGUGGCUGGGUGCCUCGUGUGCAGGAAAGCUGCAACCGCAGCCCAGCAUGUGUUCCUUGGCCAAGCUGGACGCGGGUCAUCCAAGGGGUUUGUGUCACUGCGCAAGCAAGCAAUGCGGGAUGUCACGUCAACGAAGGAGCGCAACACAUGCGUCCAUCACACUUCCACGGACGCCACCCGGCAUGAUGAGUGUCCGUUGCCGAGGGCGAAGGCAUCGUCCAUCAUGAACGCUGAGUCGUCAGCGUUUGCGUCAACACCAGCCUUGCCGCCGUUUCUCACAUCGUUGGUGCCUGGGCUUGGGUCGCCACUGGAAUGGACACACAUGCAAUCACCCUUCCUGCUGUCCACCCGCGGGUAUUCCACCUCCAGCCGAAUGCUUGCGCCCAAGAAGGCGAGCGACAGCGACGAUGAUGCUGCUGCUGCUGCUGCCCAUGAGGGGGAAGUCGCAGACACGACGGAGGCCAAACCCCUCUCAGGGUGGCGCCGAUUCUUGUCUGUCGAUCGCAUCCAGGCUCCUGCGUCCUUCAACCGGUGGUUGCUUGUUCCGCCCGCUGUCGCUGCGCACCUUGCACUCGGGUCCGUGUACGCCUGGAGCAUUCUCAACAACAGCCUCACCCGCAAUAUCGGCGUUGUUGGAUCAGCUGCUGACGACUGGACGCUGAGCGAGGUUGUGCCCAUCUUCUCAGUCAUCUGCGGUGUGCACGGCCUCUCUGCCGCUCUUCUCGGCAAAUGGCAGGAGCGCGUUGGUCCGCGCCACGCAGGCGUGAUUGGGGCACUCACCUUUGGUGCCGGCUUUGCGCUGGGUGGUGUUGGUGUGCACAUGCACAGCCUCUCCACCGCCUUCGCUUCUGGCAUCCUCAUUGGGGCUGGGAUGGGCCUGUCGUAUGUGCCGCCUGUUGCGACGCUGCUGCGCUGGUUCCCGGACCGCCGCGGGCUGGCCACGGGCCUAACCAUCAUGGGCUUUGGCGGUGGUGCCAUCUUCGCCUCAAUGGCAAUGACGAACCUGAUCAAAGUGUUCCAGGAAAAGCCAACGUACAUUGGAUCGCUGUCCGAGGUGGAUGUGAUCACAUCCAACGGUCGCAAGUUGGCGGAUGUGAGCGGCGUCAUGGAAGAGGUCGUCGUAGCCACUGAUAAGAUCAUUUACCGUUUGCCCUUCUCCGAUCUCGCUGAAGGUGUGUAUCUGGCUGGCACGGGCUCGACCGGUGUGACCCAGACGCUGGUCACGCUGGGCGCCGUCUACGCCUCCGUCCUCUUAGGCGCCUCCCUCAUCUACAGAUUGCCUCCCGCCAACUUUGCGCCUGUGACCGCAUCCAAGGACGGCAAAGUCGCCAGCGGGCCCACGCCAAAGGGCCCCGUGACGAAAGGAAACGUGCACAUUAACGAUGUGAUGAAGACACCCCAGUUCUGGCAAAUCUGGCUGAGCUUUGGCGCCGUUGCAUCCACAGGCAUGGGCGUGCUUUCCAUCGCCAACACCAUGAUCAUGGAGAUUUUUGAGCUCUCGCUUCCUCAGAUUGUCUCCCUGUCCUUUGCGUCGACGUUUGUGAUGGCGCUCUCUGCUGCCAAUCUCUCUGGCCGCGUCGGCUGGGCUGCCGUCUCAGACUACAUCGGACGCAAGUCGACGUACACCAUCUUCACGGGCCUGAGCGUUCCUCUCUACCUCUCCCUCCCAUUUUUCAUCGAGAGCGCAACAGCUGCGCCGUCCAUUGCGCCACUGGUCGGCUUCUACGGCACCACGAUGCUCAUCAUCAGCCUCUUUGGCGGCGCUUACAGCACGACACCCGCGUAUGAGGCGGACAUCUUUGGCACGAAAUUCGUCGGCGCGACGCACGGCCGCAUGCUCUCUGCAUCCGCUGUUGGCGGUCUGGUUGGUAGCCAGUGCUGA